This is a messenger RNA of Galendromus occidentalis (western predatory mite), 1147 nucleotides long. Its product is annotated as gastrula zinc finger protein XlCGF49.1. Gene Ontology annotation, biological process: regulation of transcription by RNA polymerase II. Gene Ontology annotation, molecular function: RNA polymerase II transcription regulatory region sequence-specific DNA binding; DNA-binding transcription factor activity, RNA polymerase II-specific. The record is from RefSeq and is a predicted model, not a curated record. The transcript has 2 exons. The coding region runs from base 434 to 1054 and encodes 206 amino acids. Gene Ontology annotation, cellular component: nucleus. NCBI's taxonomy places the organism in Eukaryota, Metazoa, Arthropoda, Arachnida, Mesostigmata, Phytoseiidae.
CACUCUCCGAGAGCGACUCGAGACUCAAGAACCCCCUCCGCACCGUUUGUGGGAACGCUUAGAGAAGUAGCCGUACGUUAAACCAAAGGAACGACGACUUGGAUUGAGCGCUUUAACCGGGACCACGAAGGAUUCGCGUCGAAGAUACGGAACCAAACCUGACAACGGAUGGCUGAUGCAUCGAGGCCGGGAGGCAGACGAGAUUCUACUUAAGGCUCGUCGGGAUCAAUCCCCGCCUAGAGGCCUUCUCUCAUCGGAACGGGAGGCGUAGCGACGAGUCCACCGAGAGAAGCACUCGAGGAAACAGAAGCCUCACCUACCUCAAUGAGCGAACCCAUCCCCCGGCGCGAUUUUCCUGCUGAUCCUCCCAGAAGAAUGACUCCGAGAAGCUGAUCGACAGUCUCCAUCGGGAAUCUGGCCUGGACAGUAGGAGAUGGGCUCGAAUACCAUGAAAUGUCCUCGUGCUAAGUGCGACCGAGUUUUCGCGAGCAGGAAGAGCUUGCAAGACCACCUAUGUCGACACGACGGCAUGAAGGGAUUCCCGUGUUUUGUCUGCGCGAUGAAGUUCGUCACCCUGGCGGAAUUGACCGUACAUCUCCGUGUCCAUAGUGGAGAGAAGCCAUACAAGUGUCCUAUCUGCUCUGCCAGCUUCUCUCAGAAAGGCAAUUACUCCACGCAUUUGCGGGUGCAUUCGGGAGAAUCACCCUUCGCCUGUCAGGAAUGUCCCGCGACCUUCAAGAACAAAUCCAACCUCAAUGAACACCGUCGUUGUCAUACCGGCGAGAAACCUUACGUUUGCGAAGCGUGUGGGAAGGGCUUCUCACAGACGGGUUCUCUCGCUGCUCAUAAGACGAUACACACGGGAAUAAAACCCUUCAAGUGUGAUGAUUGUGGAAAAGGUUUCAGCACGUCCAGCUCUUUCACCAUUCACAAGAGAGUACAUACCGGAUCCAAACCUUACGUCUGCACUGAGUGCGAGCGGUGUUUCUCGCAGAAAACCUCUCUUCACCGGCAUGAGAAAAGCCACGCCAGGCAGAAAGAAUUGAUCGGGUAGAAGACAAUAACAUUCCGAACCCACGAGGUGCGGCGUUCGCUGUAGGAUCUCGCGCAGCUCGUCAUCAAAUACUGGAAUGCGCACUUCCCAUCC